Messenger RNA from Colletotrichum costaricense, 459 nucleotides. RefSeq lists its product as uncharacterized. Lineage: Eukaryota; Fungi; Ascomycota; Sordariomycetes; Glomerellales; Glomerellaceae. Bases 1 to 459 code for a protein of 152 amino acids. The record is from RefSeq and is a predicted model, not a curated record. The transcript has a single exon.
AUGUCAGCUUCGGCCAAGCUUCAGACGAACAGUGCUGGUCCCACUGACGGGUCAGAAUCCGGACCGAUCAUGGCGGAAGAUUUGCAGCGCUUGCCUCUUAAGCAGCUAUCUACCAGCCGCACGGCUUUCUUGGAGCUCUCGAAAGAGCUGUGGCGAGGAUCUCCAGAAAGAAAGGAUCCUGAAGACAGAUCCGAUUGUCACCGUGUCUCUCGUAAACGUGGAGCGGGAGUGCUAGCCCCGCCAAAACCUCCGAAUUCGGGUUCCAGAGAAUGUUCCCCGUCUAAGGUUGUUCGGAUGCAGCCAUGGCAAAGAGCGAGGGAGAGAGAAAAAGACGGGGUUCGGCCGCCAACAUGGCAUUCUCCUCCGACAGGCAAAAGUCGGAUCGAAUGCCGUCUGCGGGGAGGCUGGGACACCAAAGACAUGCUCCAUGUCAGCUUUGGCACGAGGAAAGGUAUCUAA